Protopolystoma xenopodis is the source of this 228-nucleotide messenger RNA. The record is from the annotation of a GenBank genome assembly. NCBI's taxonomy places the organism in Eukaryota, Metazoa, Platyhelminthes, Monogenea, Polystomatidea, Polystomatidae.
GUUCUCAAGGAAUUGGGUCAACAUGUCGGACCUUUUGAGUCAUGUGAAGUUGUUCAAAUAGCGACUCAAGUUGUGUCUGGAAUCAACUACUUCGUAAAAGUAAAAGUAGGAGAAAAUUGUCAUCAUGUUCGUAUUUAUGAGACAUUACCUCAUGCCGGAAACUUAAUGUCCAUACAUUCUGUGCAGAAGGAUAAGCAUCAUGAUGACAGAUUGAUCCUAGUCGUAUGA